This is a messenger RNA of Brassica napus (rape), 818 nucleotides long. RefSeq lists its product as uncharacterized. The coding region runs from base 226 to 552 and encodes 108 amino acids. Lineage: Eukaryota; Viridiplantae; Streptophyta; Magnoliopsida; Brassicales; Brassicaceae. The transcript has 3 exons. The record is from RefSeq and is a predicted model, not a curated record.
UUUGUGUUAAAUUCCGUACUAUUCUAUCCGUCUAUUCAAGACGGUGGUAGAUUUGUCUCCGUCGCCGUUAAAAAAAAUAUCUGCUUUGCGUUUCUUUCCUCUCGAAACCGUUUUGGAGAAACACAAAACAACAAACUUCACUGCGUCAUCCGGUAAUGAAGUUUGGUUUCAGUCUUCAAUCUCGAUCUGUUUUGUAGGAGGAGCUAAAUUAAGAAUAAAAGAAAAAUGUCGAGGCCGAUAAUGAUCGUCUUUCUUCUGGUUAUACUCAUAGUCACCUCUCAGUUUGAGUGGAGGCAACCGCUUCUUGAGCUUGAUGCUGCUUCUAGCCUGUCUCAGAAACACCAGCAAAUUGCAAAGAGGGAAGAAGCUGUCAAAGAGAAGAUCAUCUUGUCACAAGAGAGACAUAUUCAGAGGCUAAAUGACCUUGUACGAAGUCUUCAAAUGCAGUUACUGCGAUGCAGAGGAGAGAACGAGACACAAAACGCCACUGAAACCUCCCAUCUCAACAAGGAGUUUAUUGAGCUCGAGAGGAAACCCAUUGUGGAAGACUAGUUUGGACCCAAAUGGUACGUAAAAGCUGUGGGGAAGCAAUCUUAAAAUUUCCAAGCUCCAACUGUUGUAUUUUAUUUCUUUUGCGCUGAUGAUUUGAUUAGUAGGAUUGUCUUAAUUAAGGUUGAAAUAUUCGAGUGUGUAAUGAAAUUUGAGGGUUAGGGUACUUGUAAUAAUCCUUUUAUAUGGUUUGAUGCUAUUAUUAGCAAAGCAUAUACACACAUGACUAUUGACAUAAUCUUAUACAUGUGUGCCUUUGUAGAGUCAAA